Messenger RNA from Medicago truncatula (barrel medic), 1028 nucleotides. RefSeq lists its product with no specific name. Bases 191 to 763 code for a protein of 190 amino acids. The record is from RefSeq and is a predicted model, not a curated record. NCBI's taxonomy places the organism in Eukaryota, Viridiplantae, Streptophyta, Magnoliopsida, Fabales, Fabaceae. The transcript is spliced from 2 exons.
AAGGAUUCUUUUUUUUUUUUGGCGGUUUUUGGCAUCACAGACAGGAUAAGAGUAGUUGCAAGAAAGGCGGAUACACACAACACACAUGAAGUGAAAGUAAAAGCAUCGUGGUUCUCGGCUGUGAAUGUUUAUGUAGUAGACAGACAACACAUUGAGUGCCUCUCCUCUACCAUUUCUUCCAGGCUGUGAGAUGGAUUUGUGCGAAUCUCCUCCGAAGGCUAAGGAAAAAGAUUGUGUUGUUCCUGUAACUCCUGAAGUUGUGAAAGAGAAUGCUGAUUUUGAAUUUCAAUCCCCUCUCACACUCACGCUGAUCAGGAAACAACUUAAUGGGACUUUAAGCAUCAAUGAUUCUCACAAUCACAGCCCUCGAACACCUAAGGAUGUUGUUUUCGACUCCUUUGCAAAGGAUACUCGCGAUGAAUUCAGGAGCUCUGCUGUCCGCCGACUUCGUUUUUGUUCCUCUGCUCACAAUCAUGAAUAUGAUUCUCUUUCAGACCAACAUAUCUUUGAAUCUGUCUAUGAUAAUCUCUUACACUUCAUUCUUUCAAAGCAAAUGGAGGAGGAGGAGGGGUAUCUUCCUCCAAUCUCAAAUAUACAACAGUGUGAUUCUGAUGAUGAUCGUUGUUGUAAGUCACCUCCAUCCCUGCUCCGUUUCACCGGAAUUGCUCAUACUUGUCCUCCUGCUCCUCGCAAACUCAAACCUGCCACCGCCCAUCAACCCAAGAUCAUUCAACUGGAGUUAUGCAAGAAGCUUGAAUUCUGACUAACUCCAACAUCUGUACUAGUUAGAUUGCAUUUCAAUUUGUGCUGCUCAUUUCAAAAUUCUGUGUUCCUUAUAUAGAUAAUUAAUUUGUAGCUUAGCUUGUUAUUUAUUAUUUUUAAAUAAUAUAAUUUUAAAGGGAACAAUUGCAUCUGACCAUGCUCGUAUUCGUAUAGAUAGAUUGAUACAUGUAGCAGCAGGAUGAGCAUCAAUAUUGUAAACUACACUAAUUUGUUUGUGCUAAAUAAAUCAUUUCAUUAUUUACUAA